GAAGAUGGCCGGUCACGUGACCUGAGCCAGAUGCUGAUGUUGCAGUAAAAACAUUGUUGUGUUUGUUUCGUCUUUUACUCUUGGUCGUUUUUAGUCGCGUUUCCGGGUUUUUAGUCGGUUUGUUUCGGUUUCAGUCGGUUUUAUUUCAGCAGCUCUUGUCUUCGCUGCGGUGCGAGAAGAAGAAGAGAAGAGCAGAUGAAACAUGGCUGCUCUCUUCUUACUUCUUCUCUCUGCUCCUCUGCUUCCCUGUGCCGCUGUCAAGAUCGACCCCUUGGCGGUGGACGAGCAGGUGCUGUGGGUGAGUGGCCAGGAUUCCGUGUCUACCUUCAGGAUCCCGCUGCUCACCUUCACCCCCAAGGGAAGCCUGCUGGCCUUCGCUGAGGGCAGGAAAGCAUCAGCUAGCGAUUACGGGUCAAAGUUCAUCGCGAUGAAGCGCUCCACAGACAAAGGAGCCACCUGGUCCCCGAUGUCGUUCAUCAUAGACGAUGGAUCCGACCUGGACGGCCUGAACCUCGGCUCCGUGGUGGUGGACGAGGAGGCGCGCACAGUCAUCCUGAUCUACACCGUCUGCUUCCACCUGUACCGCUGCAGCCCCGCCAGCACCAUGAUGGUGGAGAGCAAGGACGAUGGCCUGAGCUGGGGCUCGCCCAAAAACCUCUCGGUCCAGAUCGGAGUCACGAACUUUGCUCCCGGGCCAGGAACCGGCCUCCAGAAGCGUCGUGAGCCAAUGAAAGGCCGGUUGGUGGUUUGUGGUCACGGAUCAAUAGAGGGUGACGGCGUUUUCUGCAUCCUGAGUGACAACCAUGGAAAGAACUGGACCAACGGUGCCGCGCUGAAAAGCAUCCCCUUCAACCAGCCCAAGAGGCCGCAGGACUUCAACCCUGACGAGUGCCAGCCGGUGGAGAUGCAGGACGGCAGCAUCGUCAUCAACGUGCGGAACCAGAACAACUACCACUGCAGGUGUCGCAUAGUGGCGCGCAGCCGUGACGGGGGAAUGACCCUGCCCAUCGACGAUAUGUACUUCGACUACGAACUGGUGGAUCCUGCCGUGGCAGCCGCGGCGCUGCUGAAGGAGGGAGUGAUGUUCUUCGUCAACCCGUCCAGCGAGCACCACAGAGUUAACCUAACCUUGCGUUGGUCGCUGACUGAUGGGAACUCUUGGGAGAGAAAUUCAUUCCAGAUAUGGCAGGGGCCGAGCGGCUACUCCUGCAUGACCUCGCUGGACAGCGGUUCUGUCGAGGACAAGAAGUACAUCUUCGUCAUCUACGAGAAAGGCCACAAAGACAUUGACGAGACUAUCUCGUUCGCCAAGAUCCACCUGUACGGUGGCCUGUAAAGUUUGUGAAUAGGAGGUAAGGAUGUCAACUUUAGAAAUCAAGCAUGAGGUGCAACAAAUUAAGACUGAUUUAGUUACUCUUGAUUUGAUUUGGGUGAAAAAUGCAUUUCUGAUGUGUUUUUUACACAAGUGUUUAACUUUCACAUCUUUCCUUUGUCUCUCAAAUUCAAACACUGAAGGGAAAAGGAAACAGAAAGAGGUUGUCUGCUCCUGCGAAUCUCUCAGGAAGAAAAGAGUAGACGUUUAAGACUCUGAUUAUGAAGUUAAAUUAAUGUAUCGAAAGAUGGACGAUGCAUCUUCACUAUCCAGAAAUGAAGCCAAAAUGUCCCGGAUAGAAACAAACCAGAGUUUGUGCAGUAGUGAUCAGGGGAUGGAGCUGUAGUGGCAAUAAAUGCGCCGGACCAAUCACUACAUUUCAUCCCAUUUUUAUAGCAUCAAUUAACUAAUUAAAGCCAAAUUUAAUGGAACAAUGUGUUUAUCCAUCAUACUAAAAUGUUUUUGACCUGUAUUUUUAAUCUAUUUGGUCCGUGUCCUAUCUGCUAACAUAGAGGAGGUGGGACUAAUGACGUGCACUGCAGCCAGGUUUCAGUUUGGCUUCACUUUCAGGGAGAUGUCAUGUCGUCAAUCUUAAUAUACAAUCUGUACUAUGUACUACGAAUGUCUAACAUGAUGAACUCUGAAAAUGCCUUCUUUUUCCAUACUGCAAUAUUCCCACGGUUGAUUAUAUCACGGUUUGAGUUCCCUCUUUCAAGACAAAGGGGAAAUAACGAUAAAGGGAUAGAUUUGUAAAAAUAAUGUACAGACCAAAAAACACCAGUGUAUACAUAAUUCAGACAAUAGUGUAACUUUUGUCUGUUUUGAAGCUUCAUUUUAAAUAUUGCACAAUACCUAUAGUAACUCUUUCACCAGUUUUCCAUGCAGUUAUACUUUUGACAAAGUGUUUGAUCUUCAUGGUCUAAUAACAUGGAUAGUGACGCUACUCUGAAAUUGUUUUUAAACAUCUCUGGGAUGGAUCAUCUGUUACUUAUGAAUUGAAAGUGUUACUCGUUCCUUGGUUCUGGUGUGAAAUGAUUCCUAUUUUCUCACAUAAUACAGUUUUCUCCUUAAGAAAUCCAAUCAAUCAAAAUCAAAUUAUAUGUGGGUAUGUGCUUUUAAUCAUGGGAAAUUAAAAAUGUUGUAGAUGUGAGUGUGUAAUGAAGACAUUCUGACUCUAACUGGUUCUGUUGUUGCUAAAAUAAUUUUUGCGUGUGUUUGAGACUACACUUGUGUGUCUGACUUAAUGCGGGAGUGAAUGGGAAAGUACAUAAUGUAUCCUCUUCUGCACUCCAGUGUAUUCGGAUGUUUUGUAAUGAGCCUCUUGCCAUUGAUGCUUCAGGCAAAGGAGUCUAAUGAUGUUAAUGAGCAGUGACAGUGCAAUAAAGACCACAUCAACACUCACAA
Molecule: messenger RNA, 2776 nt
Organism: Limanda limanda (common dab)
Lineage: Eukaryota; Metazoa; Chordata; Actinopteri; Pleuronectiformes; Pleuronectidae
Gene: neu1
Product: neuraminidase 1
Exons: 6
Coding region: 203-1336 (377 amino acids)
Biological process (GO): oligosaccharide catabolic process; ganglioside catabolic process
Cellular component (GO): lysosome; cytoplasm; membrane
Molecular function (GO): exo-alpha-sialidase activity
Source: RefSeq, a predicted model, not a curated record